CUCCUUGCCAUUUUACGUACUGGCUCACAUGCUUAUAGGAGCUCCGAAUGAGAAGUAUCCUUCUUGUCUUGCAUAUCUUUCUGCUUUGCUAUCGGUCACCGUAGCCCUCGAGCUCCUAAAAACACUUCGUGUCCUCGCACUACACUCUAUCGGCUGAUAGCUACGUUUUUCUAUCUAGGUCUCGCUCUCAUAGUACACGACUGUAUCUGUCAGCCAAUGUAGUCCCCGUUCUCGGACGCUGUAUCGGUCAGCUACCUACGCCUCGUUCUCGUACGCUUUAUCGGUCAGCUGCUCAGCUCUCGUCUUGCUUCGUGCGCUUCGUCGGUCAGCUAAGUACCUGGACAUCGUUCUCGUGGUGCGCUUUAUCAGUCGGCUGCUCAUCUUUCCCCUCUGUGCGUUGGCGUGCUCGUACGGAUAGAGACGUUUCAAGUAUGUUUCCGUCGCAGUGCUUGAGCCGUUCUCCCAGCUCCAAUUCGAUAAUUUCAAAAAUACUCAAAUAGAUUUCCGUAAAAAAAAACCCACGGCAGUUCCCCUUCUUGAAGGCGAACCUCAAAAAAAUUCACCCGAGUUUACUCAGCUACAACAACAAGAACUACUAGUACUACGCGUACAAUCAAGUGGAACACGAAACACCAAUUGAAAGCAAGCAGUUUUUACAGUACGUAAGUUUACGCAAGUGAAGAACAACAAUUUAAAAGUGCAAGAACGAAUCGAAAAGUUUGUAAAGUACACUCACAGGAGUGAAGAGCGGCGAGCAGAAUUUUUCCAAAGGAAGGACAAGGAAAGUAACGAACACACGACCUUCUGAGCCUUGACGAGGAUUGGUUAUCCUGUGUAAAAAAGUACUACGCAACCCGUUGUCAAGAUGGCAAUAUUAAAUUACGCACUUUGGUGCGCAAGAAAUAUGUAGAUGAAGUUCUGGAACUUGGGCACCACAAGUGUGGACGUAGGAUGUAGUCGCGCGCAGCUGCAUACAGAGAGCUGCAUACAGAGAGCCGCAUAACGUCGAGCAAAAAACCUUAGUGGAGCAUGACAAAUUCGCUCGGAACACAGAUACAGGACGCCUCUUAUCGCGUCAAGGACUUUUGGAUCUACUUUUUAGACAUUGAUGUGGAAGGUCUGCAUGACAAAUCUAUGUGUGCUAGAACGUUUUUCCACAGGAUAGGGCACUCAGGCCAGUACACGAACUACUUAGGGACGACGGCGACGCGUUGGAAAGAAAAGGUUGGAACUUCUCCAAGCGCAAACGGUGACUGCGCUUUUCUUUUGCAGUAAACGACUAAAAGAAGAGCGGAGCGAGCGAAAUUUCGCUGCGAGAUUGACGGAAUUUUGGUAGAACUGGAAGGCCGGGCGAUCGAAAACACCUGAACAUGCAAUUGAUAUCCAUUGCAAUGACGUCCUUGGGUGUCUGGAGUAUGUCUGAAUUUAAGUAUUUGUGAUGCUCGCAGCGAGGUGUAUACAUACAACCAGUUGUUUGUACUGGGUGCCCGUCCACCCAUAAGUUAAGUGAGACGAUGAAGAAACAUCAAGGACACGCACAAACAUGAUGAUGAUGACUAUGCUGGCUACGGCCAACGUUGACGCGAGGGUCUCUAUGGGUCCGACCCUGCUGUCACUACAGGUUCAUCCGCGAUGGUCCACUUUCUAAAAGUCAGGGUCUCGCACCACGUUAGAAUUGCUUCUCUUUCAUUCUGUGGGAGAAAGAAAACCUUGCAGUCCUGCUCUUGCAGCUGCUUAGCCAACACAGCUUCUAGUUUCGCCUGACCUCGUCUACCGAGGAGCAUCGCGAAAAAAUUGGCUUUUCCAGAUCCAGACAGAUUUGCAAUGCAUAGGAAAUGGCGCGUACCGUCUUGCUCGCCUCCUCGGCGGGUUUCUGGGUGGGGGCUGUGUAUCAUGUCGAACCACUACCCACCGUCCCGUUAAUUGAUACACAAAGGGACGAGACAUAUGUGCACAAAGGGACGAGACAUAUGUGUUCUUUGUUCAUGAAGAUUUGUAUGCCACAGCUAGCUUUGUCUUGAUGCAACAUAAAAAGAUAGAAUUUAGUCGUGGGCAGCGACAGCUGUGCCUUGUACACUACUGCGCGCAAUCUGCGACGCGAUGGCGGCCUUGGCUCCCGCACGAGCGUCCCACCCACGCAGAGUGCAUUUUUAAAUGGUGGAAUAAAAAGUACUUUGCAGAUUGACACAAAAGAACGUGGCAAAAUAAAUCUAUUUGAAGUAGUACUUAUCUGUCUGCGGGACGAUUGGGUUGCUCCUCCUGAUAUCGUGGGGAAACUGGUGAAGGAAAAACUCGACAAAGUCCAGUUGGAAAAAGAGCAAACUGGCUAUCUUGUGUAAAACGGCGCUCGCAGCCCAUCGUCUUCAAGAUGUUGGUCCCGAGAGCUCUGCGAAGAAUGUUUGGUUUCCGUUUGGUACGACGCGUGUUCAUCAGCAACCAAUGGCCGCGUCGUGAUUGUUUAGCUGGUGCGGCCACAUCGCGAAUAAAUUCUUCUCGAUUAGCACGGCAAAUCGAAGCAAUUAAGAAACAAGUAUGGUGUCAGCGCAAAUAAACAUCAUACAUCUUCGGAAAAGACGUGGAAGACCUUGCAUGCGUAUUGCAGACAGUUCGGUAUUGAAAAAAUAAGCAAGCUUGCGUGAGAUGAGAUGGGAGCAUUCUGUUUUACACAGGGAUAUUCAUACCAGCACGCAGAUGACGUUCGGGGUGAGUACUGGCACGGGUUAUGACACGGAAAAAUGGUGGCAGCUUGCCAUAUUUAUACAGCAUCUUCUUAUUUGUAAUUCAAAUUCUCAUUCUCAAUGUCAAACUAACAGGCACAGAAGUGCAAAGACAUGAAAUAGAUAGAAGGGUGUGAGGAGCUGGAAAAUACUUGAUGCAGACAACGAAGAAGAAGACGCGGCAGCUGUCCCGACUUGUAGAAAUCUGCCAAUACUUGUAAUCCGUAGCACGCCCUUGCACGACGGGACGCGCGCACGCAAAUGCUUGUGUACCGUGCCAAUCACAAGUAUGGCAUGCUGCGACUUUCCACAGAAUAUCCUUCGUAACAAGCAAACAUUCCAGGCCACGGUAACCUUAAAUUCGUUUUGGAGAAUGCUUACAGGAUGUCUGCGUCCAGACUUCAUGUCCACAUACUUUGGAGAAAACAAAAGCGAGAGUUGCGCAUAGUUGUGCUGCCAGAUCUUGAGGUUACCACAAACGUGAAGCGUCUCAGCAAGUAAAAAGCUCAAAGCGGAGAUACUUAUAUCACCCUGAGGCAGGUUGCACAGUGCUAGGCCUACAUACUGAAACUUGUAGUACAGGUGCUGUACACCUCCAGACAGCGUUAUUGACUGCCUGCAAGAAAGUGCGCCGCACAAAUGCCGCCCGCCAUGUGUGCACGGUUGACUUGUCUUUCUGGCCACAAUUUGGGCAUGAAAAAUCGACUUCUUGUUCUUUCCGGUAGUGAUCUUCUCUUUGCUCGUCCCAAUCCUCCGGCGGUUUACCGUUUGGUUUCAUCCAUCCUCCUUCCUUCGAGAAAAGUCAAAGUGCGUUCCCGGACCCGGUCAUCACCAACAUGAUCCCGCCAGCGUUCACAUUCGCGCGCCGCCCAAGUGCACGACCUCGGGUUUCGCUCCAUCUGCACGGGAGCGCCCUUCCCUCUUGUUCAACCUCACAAUGCGAGCGGUGGUACGUAAUAUUCAAGAGCAACUAAUAGAAGUUGCAACAUACGAGCGGCCAACAAAAGCCGUCUUUUUUGGUUUUUCUGUGUCGGGGGGUCGUGCACUUGAUAAUGUGCAGCGCCGAAAUAAGAGCAAAGUUGAAAAGCGGCCAAUUUUUUUACGUGCUGCUGGGUCCUAGCCGUUCUUAGGUCUUCGGACAAUGGGUCCGGAGACCGCAAUGCAUUAUUCCAUCAAGCUAGCAGCAUGAUGCAUAUCUGGCUCUUUGUUUCGGAGCUCUCAAGCCCAGUGCGAUGGAAGCUUGAUUCUUUUUUUGUUUCCGCCUCUACAACUACUAGAGUAGUCCAUGACCGCACACGAGUGCUCGACGCCAAACGCUUUUGGAAAAAAUUGCCAACGACUCCAACAUACAACUUGCUCAUCAGGUAUCCAAACGCAUGCCACUCACCCAACUCCAUACGCUUUGCGAAUUUGUGAAACUACGGCGAUCUAAAUGUAGUUGUUUGAGUAGUUUGUAAGUCUUCGAUUGUAGUACGCAAACGCAUGAUAAGCAUAUGGUCAUCUGUGUGCUUGUCGUGGAAAGAUUUGUGGGGGGAGGCACGAUCUGAAGUAUGCUGGGCCAGACUUUUCGAAUCAUUCGACUCAACAAAAGACAUACCUCCUCUCUUUCUGCUCUACCUCAUUACAUAUAUUAGCAGAGCCAGCAUUUGUCGUGCGCGCGGAUCCGAGCGGACAACGGCACUUUGGGGAGUAUUGGGUGGUGGCGCUUUCCAUUAUUAUAAGAUGGCGACCAGCAGGCGGCGUGGCCGGGCCAGUGGCUGGACGCUGCUUUUUAUCUCGCGUGACAUAGGCCUUCCCACGAUGACAUGGGCUUUUCCCAAAAUGAUUCAGUAUUUUCUCACUACAUGAUGGCGUACACAGCAUACUGGUUAUGUCGCUUGAAAAAACAGCUUGUUGGUUUAUAUAUGUAGUGCAGCGCCACCGAUCUCAGGUUUUUCGUUUUCCCAACAACAACGUGCUCUAUACUUCCCGUGGAUUUUUGGACUAAAGACUGCCUCAGGCUCCUCCUACUUGUCAACAUAGAUCAUUGUGCAAUUUGCAGAGCAGUUUCAGAACUGCGGAGCUCGUUAACUUGUGCAGAAGUGAGGGUUUUGGUACUGUGGUGUAAGUAGCAGGUGCACCGUUCUCCGCAAGUCCUAUGCUUAAAUUUGAGACUUACAGACAUCAAUCCAUCUUACUAAUAGAAGGACUGUAAGGGAAAAAAUCACCGCAACCUUCAGAAGAAAAUUCUUCAGAAGAACCUUCAGAAGAAAACAAAAAUCUUCUGAAGGUUCAAAAAUGGCUGUUUUGAAAAAGACACAAAAUCGGAACGGAUUCAGGUCCUGUUUCGAGAAAUUUUUUUUUUUUUUUCAGACCUUCAGAAGCUUUUGUGGAAUUUUGACCUUCAGGAAGGUUUUUGAAACCUUCAGAAGAAUUUUGAUGCACAAAAGCUUCUGAAGGUUUGCCAGCUGUUCAUUUUUGACCUUCCUGAAGGUUUUUAACCUUCUGAAGGUGCAAUUUUUGCAACCUUCUGAAGGCCAAACGAAAAAAGUGGCGUUUUUUACAAAAAAAAUUGCAAAAAGUCGCGAAUUUUUUUUGACCUUCAGAAGGUCAAAGAACCUUCCUGAAGGCCUUCAGAAGGUUGCAGCUCUUCUAAAGGUCCAAAAACCUUCUGAAGGUUUUCUGCAGCUUUCCGCAAGCUUGCGAACCCAAAAAAUGUUUUCUUCGACUAACUCUAACGCGCCGCGUGGAAAGAGCGCGACUGGGCCUCGUUCGCGUUUAGAUGCUUCGCGCACUGCUGUCGCGAUUGCCGUCGCUCAAGAAGCGCCUGGCACUUUGACAAGAAACCAAGGCUGCCCGCUUUUGUAAAAGCAAAAAGCGAGGCCUGGCUAGGUAGCGGACAACGGGCGAGCUCUUUCCUGGUUUCUUCCUGAUCCGGCCGGGCCUCCAAAAUAGAAGCCGCCAAAGCUGGCCACUAUUGUAAAGCGAGAAGCGACCUCGUUACUUGUUUGUUAGUCUGGGCCCCAGAGACGAAGCCAAAAGCUGGCCGUCUUUGUUUCCCCCCGAAUUUGGCCACUUCGAGAGAAGCCAAACGCGGCCACUUUAUUAGAGCCGACAAAGUCGAGCGCGAAAAUUUUUCAGACAGACUGGCAUUAAAAUGGGGCCUACGCUGAAGAGUUGCUUUAUUUUUUCCCACGCGGCGCACGCCGCGUGGAUUGGUUCUUACUCACUCGCUGCAAGCUCGGUACUACCGAGGUUCUCAGGUGUAAAGGCAUGUCUUCCUUACCUCUCAGUAUAUAGAUACGAAAUUGCCUUUUUUUUCAACCUCGUUGCCUCAAUCACAUCCAAAGAAGAUUGGAAUUAUAUAUACCUUGGCAUUUUUUUUCAUUUUCCCGGUCUGUGGUGGCUUUUUGUUUGUGCGCAGCAUAUCCUCCAAUCACUCUGGCUGCAUGUGCAAGCGCUCGAAGCGUGGAAGAAAGAGUUCGACGAAAGGACGAAACACCUGACUGGACGAGUGGACGAAGAUCAACGGGUGCAGCGGGAGGCGAAGGAGGCCGCGGAGCGGAGGCCUAUGGUUUUUUUUUUUAUAUUUUUUCGGAGCCUGGUUCUGGUGGUCUGGGUCUUGGACUUACACUUAACAAGCGAACCGCGCAAACGUUCGGGGCGCGUACUAUCGUGCUUUCGCUUAAGCUGUUUUGCCUUUCCCGGGCCAACCUGAGUAGCAAGACGACAGAUUUUUUCCGGGCCUUUGCUGCUCCAGCUCGCUGCAUGCCGAAGAUAAUCCCCGUCCUGCUGGGGGAUGCUCGGCGGGGGUGGAGCUCCCUAGGAAACUGGUGAGGCCUGCUUAGUCUGCGAGCCUGCCGACUAAGGCGGCGAGGUCGCUACCUUUCCACGAAGGUAAAGGACCUCACGCCCCUGCGCAGUAGCGAAGGAUGCAAGGAUAAGUAUAGUACAAAACGACCCCCUCCAUACCGAAAAGGCAGACUUCUGAAAACUUCUGAUGCUGGUUUGUGGCCACCAAGAGCAAUCACGAGAAGGGUAAAUUCAGAGAGUGCACCGCAUUGUGCGAGUGCCUUCUGCUUCCGUCGCCUUUGCAGAGCAGACGUCUGCUAUGCUAAGUGCCUUCCAGUACGCCAAAAGCGAAACGUCCCUACGCAGGGAGGCUCACCGGCUGCCUGCAGUCACUGCAGCACAAUGCUGAUUUGUGUCGACAGAUCGCGCAUCACUGAUGUGCUCCACUUCCUCUGAGUGUUACCAUUUGCGCCCACGCCCACAAAUAGAUUUCCACUUGGAUAUGGGGUGGGGCAAUUUUUCAUCUUGAUAAUGGCGGCCGCUUCGCGUUUCGACAAUUUGUCGGGCCAACUGUCCCAAGUUCAGACUCUGGGAUCCCCAGGUAAUGCAAUGCCAAAGAGGUGGGGCCACCGCCCGACAGCAACAGCAAGGCGCCUCGUCACUAUGCUUGCUACAACUUCUAACUUUCUUACAUAGAUUGCAAGAGCCGGGUCCGCCGGGCAAACUCCGGGAUGAGGCCUAUAUCCGGGAUUACCAUCUAUAGAAUGUGAAUGGUCUGCUCGCAUAUCCAACUACAUUUAUUCAAAAAUCCUAAACAGCCCGCCGCGGGCGAGGACUUAGUUGAACACCGAUGGGUCGUCCACGCGGUGUUGACGGAUUUUUUCAUGAAGUACAUGGUACACAACUACGGCACCAACUGGCGAAACGCAGACGAUUGGAAGACCGCUGAAAAUGUCGAACGUCGCAGAAGGCAGAUAUGGUGCCGGAAGGUCGACUCUGCAUCUUUCGAGUCUGUUGUUUAUAGUUGUUGUGUGCUACGACUAUCGUGGGGAACAGUCGGGGACCCUUUGUGACCACAGACAAACGCAAAUGACUUCGUACAUACAGAGAAACGGAGAGUAUGUGUAUACAGAGCGUCCAUUCGUGACGUAAUCCGAGACACGUCUGUGCCUACGUCAGACACGUCUGCCCAAUCCAGAAGCAGCUAGGCAGCCGCGCAUCUAUUCAUUCAGGGGUUGGAAGUCGUGCCCGAGUCUCCUGAAUACUACACAGUCCUGCCGCGCGAGCCCCCGCAGCGAGACAAUACACUCAGCCAAUCCGGGCCGGAUUCUGCUUUUCCAGGUGUUGGCGUCACGCUUUGUUCGCUGUUCUGGGCUUAGCAAGGUACCGGCCGCCACCACCCUUGGAACCACCUCCUGUGUGUUGGUUGCCGGAUGGUCAUAGAGAUAUGAUUUGCGUGCAGUCCUCGCGAUGGUGGCGUGCCUGCGGCCCGACGCCAGCCGGCGGCUGCGAGGACGGCUAGCGCGGGUCUGCGGCUUCGGGUUUACGCUAGCAUGCGUUUGCCUGCCGGGCUUCGCGGGCCAGCGAUUAAUCGCGUUGCGCAUGUCUGGGGCGGCCCGCGGCAGCUGUGGCAGCCCUUCUGCAAGGGUGGGCGGGAGGAAGAUAGCGCUCGCCGGCCGCUGUUGCCGCGGACGGUCAAGGUACUUGGCAGGAAGCGCCUUUGCGGGCCGCCGCUCGCCUAGCCAGGUAGACUCUCUGGUCCCACGCGGGCGCCUCUGAUUCGUUUAGUCAGCCCCCGAUUCUCUUUGACGGCCUUACACCGCGGGCGCCGCUUAGCCAACGGCAGCGCCUUUGGGAGCUUGCUCGCUUGCCUGGCGGCUUAGCACCCGCCCCCCUGUUCGCCUUCUGAUCACGCAGCGGCUUGGUUACCAGUCUCCAGGCGUCUUCGAUGUUUCCCACAACGACCUGAAGUGGGUACUGGGUGGGAGUGGCCGCUCGGCAAGCCCUUCGCUGCUUCGUUGAAAAAAGCCCUGAGCCACCUACCGCAGGCAGUCUUACUCCACAUACAGAGAUAGCCCACCGCACUAAGGGCAUUUGAACAGCUGCUCGGCAGGGUCGCCUGUUAUUUUUGGCGCCAGCGGGCCACGCCCUGGCGGCACAGCCAGGCCUGCGACUCACGCAUGUUGACCACAGCGGUUUUUCUGCUUUUGGCCGGUCAGUCGUUUCGCGCCAGGCGGCCGGGGUGCGAGCCCUGUUUGUGCUGGCCGGGUUUGAAGGAAAAGGCGUAUUCCGUGAACGAUUUUCGGAGGAGCCGCCUCGAAGGAGCCGCGGCGCCUCUCAGACCCCCCCCGGAAAGGGCGGCUGCCAAACGCCUAUUUUUUGCCCUAGAGGUUGGGCAGGAAUUGUGUGGCCCCAAUGUCGCCGCAAGCUUUUGAAGCUUAGCUGGCCCCGAGCCUUCGAAACUUAGUCGGCCCUUCGAUUUGUUUUUUUAGCGCAAGGCCCGUCCGAAAUUCAAAUUCUGCAGGAGGACCGCCAGGGCCUUGCGUUUCUUUGUCAAGGUAGGCACGGAGAAUGCGCGUGCCCUUUGCUACGGUAACCAUGCCGAAGCGUGGUCUCGGGUGGCCACCGCGAGCCUUUGUUUCUCUGGCUUUGGGCAUUUUCCUCUCCCCAAUAAGGGAAACGCUGCGGAACAUUUGAAGCAGUACAUCUUUGCGCGUGGUUGCGAAUGUAGUGUAAGCAUUCAGCGGGUGACACACAAGGAAACGCAACGCUUCGAAAUUGCAGCGGCAGACCUUCCCAGCCCAUAAUUCUGGUUGAAGGAAGGGGCCCCGUCUGUUGAACACAAUGGCGCACCGUUGGCGUCCUUAUCUUGUGUGAAAUCGCUUGCCUGCGGUUCGCGUUUCUUCUUCUAGCGCCAUCUGAAGGCCCCGCUAUCGUGUGUUCAAGCCUAACCUGCCUGCCUGGGCGGCCUGUGUGAACUAAUAUGCAAGACGGCGCGCCGCCGACGCCGUUGCGCGUUUGCGUUAUGCAGCACAAUGCCCUGCAAAGACAUGCGUGCGCCGUGCUGUCAGAAUGGCCUAGAGGGAGACAGGUCGUGCGCCGUGCUUGCUGUUGCUCAUCGUGGAGGGUCCGUUAUAUGUCCGUGAAGAAGCAUUGGCAUUCGCAUUUGAAAAAAGCGCUCAAGCCGGGCCGUCUCAGUAUGGUGUGUGCGGCUCUCUGCGACUCGGCGAUGUGCAUGAAGUCUAAAAGACCUCGCGGUCGAAUGAGCGUAUGGCUGGUGUUGGUCAGUAUCUCAAUGUUGUGCCUGCUGGGGCCAUCAGAGAUAUCUGUGCGAGAGGCAGGCAGGUUUUUGCCUAGGGGCGCAGGUGUGUACUUCCGCAAGAGAAGGAAUGGAACGGGGCGCAGGUGGGUAUUUCCAUAGGAAAAGCGGCGUUUUAUACCCAUCAGAACGGAAUAUGGCCACUCAACCUGUAUCUGGUCAAAUUAGAUAGCAGCUCGUCAGGGUCUGGGUUGUCGCAUUUUGAAACACACAGCGCAGCCUCGUGCCUGGAGUAGCCUCCUCCGUGCUAGCAUCUUUGGGCCAUUUUUCUUUUGCUAUGAAGCCGAGGCCGCCUGGUUGUGCCUAACAUUCACACAGGCGUGGUCGACGGACUCCGGCGAAGUGGGAGGCCCGACCCAAGCCCUAGUCAGUGAGCAGAAGGGCCACCGCUUCGAACAAUCAGCCCCAUAUACUCCUGUCAACGGGGCUGGAUGUGAGGUCGGCGCGCUGGCUGCGGCCCGUGUGCAUCUCGUCUUCUCAUAAGCAGGGCCAUCGCGCUCUUUUUUAUUUCCGAACGAGGAAAACGGAAACCCCCGCGGCACUAUCCGGACAAGGACGGCAAGGCUAAUCAUGCUGCUCGAACUUUCCGAAGAAGCUGCUGAAGGGGCGCGCAGCAUUCGCAAAAAAUGCGCAGGAGCCCCUACUUACUACGGGCCCUAGAGGGGGGAUUCUCGGGGGGGCGUCCAAGGCGGGCGCCUUUGCGUACCCCUUCCCGGGGCCCCCCGAUACGAAUGACGACGCGGGCGCAUGACUUGGUUUGGCCGGGCCGUCGCUGGGCGUGCUUCCGGGGACCUUGAAUUGCGAAGCGUCCGGCGCGAUUUCGCGUCGAGCGCGCGCCCCCGAUAGCCGCCCGGGGGCGCGAGGGGUUCUGUGGCUGGCCAGGCUAGCCCCCACCCACCCCCGGAAAGCCUGCUUGCGCUUUGCCCUUGAAGAAGACGCCCACCCGUGGACCAGUCGACAGCUCUCUGGCAGUUCGUUGUAUCUCGGCCACCGAAAAGAAGCGAGGGCGCAUUUCCGCCGUCGCCAGUUUCUGGGCUUGCGCCCUCGCGAUUGUCAGCUUGGGGCUCUAUGAAUGCUGGCGCAGCGUCUGCGAGGCUGCACCAGGGGAUUUCGGCCUUUCCGCAAAAAAAAAUAUAGCGCGCGCCGUCCUCCUCCGCGAGCGCGAACCGAGCAGCCCCAAACGCGUUGGCGCCAGGGGCGCGCUGCGUUCCCCGCUAGCGCAGGUCGCUCGCGGGUUCGAGGCGCUUGAGACCCACAGGGAAAAUGCGUGACCAAGGCGCGCUGGCCGAAUGUUGUUGGGCGGUCGGAUACCCUGAAAAGCUUUUGGCUAUCUACCUGGAAAAGAUGCAGAUGGCGUGGCUAUAUAGAGUAAGAACCCCUGACUAUUCUGUCACGCAGGACGAUCGGGAUUUCGGGGCGCGUGUUUUGAGCGAAGCCUACCUUGAAGCAUUGCCGGCUGGCCAAGGGUGGAGUUCGCGCGCUCUGCAGGCAUUAUGGCCAUGAAAGCCCUUUGGCGCAUUUUUCAAGUGCAUCGCUACUCCUUUUGCAAUUUUUUUGUUUACCGUCACGAAGCCGAAGUCCUCCCGGCUGUGCGCCGUUUGCGUCACGCCGGUCCCCGAGUGUGGUGACUGGGCGGAGCGAAGUUGUUCGUCCGUUAGCACCAACCAUGGCCGCUUGCUUUUCUGCUAUGGUAAAUUGGAGAGGACUGUGAGCCUGGAGCGACGUAGCGAGCCGCCCGGGAAGGGCGCUAUCCCUUUAGUCAGGGGGCGCAUGCCUAGAAGCGAGGCGCCAAACCCCGUACCCCCCGCGCGGACACAGCCGGGCUCGCGGGCCCGCGUGCGCGCUCUCCGCCCCCGGGCCAUUCGUUUCGCCGGACCGAAGGCGCCGCAGCGCAAUGCCUGCAGGCUGCCGCCCCCUUUUCUUUGUGUGCGAGGCGGCCCGCGCCCCGGGGGUGUUACGCGCGUGCGCGCCGAAAGGCAGGAAUCCCGGCGCGCGGGCUCCGGGCGCGGCCUAGUUUCAUUCGCUCCCGACUUCGCGCGUUUUUGUUGGUCGCCCAGCUUCUUGUCGCUGCCGAUAGCUCUUGCCUGUAGCUGGCAACGGCGCCCGAAUUGCCACCCGGGGCGCUAAAGGCAAAAACUUCGCUUCGGCUCGAAGAAAAGGACCUCAGCCCGCCCGACGCGGUGUGCCCUGCGAACUUCGCCAGUGGCUGGCAUAGCGUGCGGCUGGCCGCUCGCACAUUUAGCAACUACGCGCGCUAAGCCGCGCGCGCCUGCUUCUUGGGUUGUCGUAGGCGCUGCACUUCAAAAAGAUCGCCAGGCGGUUUUCUGGUUCAUAGUGUUGCGCGGAAGCUCUUGCCGUAUGCUUACCUACUUGUUUUCGUGUGACUGCACUGCUUUUGCUUCCUACAGGCAGUGGCGCUAGCGUUUCAAUUUGAAUACCGCUCGACAGGCUUGACAGUACCAGCACAGAUGGUGCAGCUCGCGUUGGCUGCAGUGUUGUGCGCCCUCCUAGCAUGCACCGGCUGCAGUGCGAACCCCAAUGCCAGCGGUUUGAUUUGGUCCGGGCGUGCGAUCGUAUUCUUGUAGUGGCCUAGGUAUGUGCGCGGGGAAAUAAUAAUAAAGCAGCGCGCGAUGCAAAUGCAUAGGCGCGCAUGGGGCCGUGGAUAGCACGCUGCUGUUGGCCGCCCGACGCGCGCUGCACUCUUACCCACCGGGCAGGUCGCCUGAACACAUGUCGGGCCCGCGGCCGUUCGCUUUGCCUCGCGGCGCCCCGAGCGAAUGCGCUUCCUUCGGAGGUUUCGGAAAAAGCCAUCGCAGAAGGGCCGCUCGGCCGGCGAGGCGCCGGCCGCGCUCACUUUCCGCGCGAUCGCCGGCCCGCCCGGGCCCUCUCGGCAAUGGGGCGGGCCGCGGCCUGCCUGCUGCAAACAUGAAUCAGCCCGCGAGGCUGCAUGCGGUGCCCGCAGAGAAAUAUCCGUCCGUGGCAGGAGCCGUUGGCAGGUAUUUGUAGCAUAAGGGCCGCGGUGGCGGGCUUCGUACAAGAAAGUCGGGAGGCAUCGCGUAAAGAAUGGGCGGGCCAGCGGCCCGCGUUCAGCCCCACCUUGCCCUCUUUUUGGUUAUUGGAUGGAACUGCAGGGCGGCGUUUCUUUGAGAACAUUGCCAAGCGCCCGUGAAGCUUUUGGGUGGCCUGCAGAACGAAGCCCGCACGGAAGCUUUGGUGCUCCCGCCGCGCCCCGCCAUUCCGAAAGAAGCGGCGCAGUGGCGCGUCCGCGCUGCUUUCCAUCCGUAUUUUUUUCCCGAGUUGGCGCGGGCGCGCGCUCGCGUGUCUUUGUUGCUCCACAAGCAGGGCCCCGCAUGUGCCACCGCGGGCACUGCUCGCUGCGGUGCUUCAGGUUCGGUAGCGCCCCCGCGCUCGCGGAGGCAGGGGACGGGGGCUCGGCCGGACCCAGUCGCGGGCGGGCAGGCCCUCGUGCUCGCUAUCUAUGCUGGCGCCGCGCUUUUUUCUCCCCGCCCGCUCCGCGUGCCUCAGCCAAGCGUUUGGGGUCUCAAGUGUGCGUGCGUGCGUGCGUCUGGGGGCGGGGGGGGGCGAGGUGGCCGCGCGGGCAAGCGGCGAAGCCCUAGCGCAGCCAUGUACUACAGAAAAACUAAAGGGUGCGCGUGCGUCCUGCGGCGGAGCCUUCCAGGUUCGCGUCAGGCAGCCAUGCCGCUGCUUCGCUUACGUUGCUGAAGGCGCGGGGGCGUAUGUUUCCCUUUGCCGUAAUGCCGCCCGCUCGCGAGGGUCGCCGCCUGUGAGCACGACCAAGCAAGAAGCGCCGGGAGCAUGCCUGCAACCGGGCCUCUAUUCUGUGCAGGCGUUCUGUGCUGCUUCGCGUUGGUUUUCCCAGUUGAGUGGGCUUACUUUGCACAGAGUCGCGAGUGGCCCCCAACCACGAAAAGCAGGGCCGGUGCGUGGCGGCCCGCUCAAUUUUUGCGGCCCGAAGUGGAGGGAGGGUUCCGCGUGACCUCCCGGGCACGGCCCCCGCGGUGCAUUUGUGCGCCCACGACAAUGUGCCCAAGCCGAGAGCACAGCCGCGUCCGUGGCGGGGCAGCUUUCCGCUUGCAGGGGCCUUCUUCUCUCGUACUGGUGCAGCUGCCGGGGGAAAGAGAGUGCUUCCGAAGACGCAGGAGCGAGAAAAGGCCGCCGUACCGCAUAAAGACGAAAACUCCGGCGCACGCCGCACAAUGGAGAAGGGCAGUCCAAUCUAGGCAGAUGCAGCGGCGGCCCUCUCGUGCUGCGCCUCUAGCCGUUGGUCCCGACAUUUCAGGCCGCCCGCGCGGGCCCGUUCCCCCGGCCCGCAGGCUUUUCUCUGGGAGGACGUCGCGUUUCUUUAGUCGAAAAGCUCGACUAAGUAGGCGACUUGGCUCAAUCACUUAUAUAAUUAUAAAUAUGGCGAAUUACUUGUACUUGCCCAGUCUAUUUUAUGUCAUUUCCGUAUCCUUCCUUGACAUAAAUGCACAUUGUCUACAGCGUGGGGAUGGGAAGCCGGGCUGCAAAAUCGCAGUACAAGCAGCACUACGAGCACUACCAGCCGGCUCUUUUUUGCAACGAGGCCCGUCGCGUGGUCCAUUUUUACAAGCGUAGCGUCGUGCGGUUAAGGCGGCGCCAGGCGGUAGCAUCACCCGGAGCGGCGCUUUAGCGGUAUGGCGUGUAGCGAAGGUCUAGAAUCAGCACUACGAGAAGCGCACAGCACUUUUCCACACACAGAUGACAGAUGUGCGCUUGAUACUUACAACUUUCGCUAGCUUUGGUGGAAUUGAGAAGCAGCACUACUAUGUAUGUGAAUGUGUAGCGGAAACCAUCUUUUUCGACAUUAUUCAGAUUUGUUACUACAAUUAUCAUUUUAUAUUGCGAUCAAAACUGAGCACGAGCAGCACGAGCACGACACAAGAAUUGACGCAGUCGAACUUUGUCUGCGAUUCCACUAAGUAUUAUCGAUUCAUCAGGUUUUUAUUUUGAUUAUUCACUUUUUUUUAACAUUUGCUUAAUCUUAAACUCUAAGACAAUUUUUACGAAACCUAAUGACAUACUUCUAUGUUUUUCUUUUUUUCAUUCUCAGAUGUCAGAUCCAGAUGUGAUACGUUCCCCAUGACGUAAGAAGGUAUGUACUAUUUUUCAAGACUCUCUUCAAUCGACUACUCUAAUCGUUCCAAGACUCGUCUGUGUGCAACCGCCGGAUUGUAAAUGUAGUUGGUUCCACCGAGCUUCUCCGCUGGAUUCCAUUUUUCGAAGAGUGUCGAGUACUUUGAAAUAGUCUGUAUUUCCAACAUGCUACUGGUGUUGUAAAUUUCUAUUUCACCAGGUGUAGGAAUCAGAUGGAUGAAGACUAUUUUAUGUCUCGAAGGCGAGGUCCUGUCUACCACUGUGAAAAGUGCCCCGUCCCCAGAAGUGGCAACUAGUUCUGCCGCGCAGUGUUUCCAGAAAAAAAGUGGUAACUUUUAUAUGAAAGUACUGCGAGGUCUCUGCCCCACACCGUGACUCUAGGCAGGCAAAGCACUCCUCGCACGAGAGGUACCGCAAGUGCUGGGCUUUUUCGCGAACCAGUUCUCACUUGCUGAUAAGUAUCCUUGUCCAUCAAGAAUCACUAGGAGUUGCUAGCGUGCAUGCAGCUACUACUGCAAGAUCACGAGCGCUUCCACCAUGGAGAAGCUUUGCCAUGCAAAAGCAUUCAAGUUGUGGCUAUAAUGGGGUAGGGGCACUUUUCACGUGGAUACCCUGCUCCGGUCGGCAUAGAAGAUGCAUCCUCUGAGUAGAAUAAUUUUCUGUUGCACAAGAAUUGUAUCAUUCCCCCAAAAAUAAAGAUCCAUCUGCUUGUACAUUAAUGUAAAAUUCAAGGAACGGCCCCGC
Amoebophrya sp. A120 is the source of this 15687-nucleotide messenger RNA. NCBI's taxonomy places the organism in Eukaryota, Dinophyceae, Syndiniales, Amoebophryaceae. The record is from the annotation of a GenBank genome assembly.